Petromyzon marinus (sea lamprey) is the source of this 1811-nucleotide messenger RNA. RefSeq lists its product as uncharacterized. The record is from RefSeq and is a predicted model, not a curated record. Lineage: Eukaryota; Metazoa; Chordata; Hyperoartia; Petromyzontiformes; Petromyzontidae.
AUGGGGAGCGUUUGGAGGACAGCCGCUCCGCUCUUCCUCCUCGCCACCGUCUUCUUCCCCCCGGGUGGCGGAGCCCCAGCGGCGAUGUCGUCGGGGGUGGCACCACCAUUUGAGGUGGCACCACCAGCAGUGGUGGCACCAGUGGAGGUCACACCACCAGUGGAGGUGGCACCACCAGGCGAGGUGGCACCACCAGGGGAGGUGGCACCACCAGGCGAGGUGGCACCACCAGGGGAGGUCACACCACCAGUGGAGGUGGCACCACCAGGCGAGGUGGCACCACCAGGGGAGGUGGCACCACCAGGCGAGGUGGCACCACCAGGGGAGGUCACACCACCAGUGGAGGUGGCACCACCAGGCGAGGUGGCACCACCAGCAGUGGUGGCACCAGUAGAGGUCACACCACCAGCGGAGGUGGCACCAGAGGAGGUAGCACCAGCGAAGGCACCAGUGGAAUUGGCGCUGGCAGAGGUGGCAUCAGCGGAGGAAGUGAUGCCAAAGGAGGUGGUACCAGCGGUGACUAUUACAGCGACAACCACAACAUCAACCAAAGCACCAACCAAGUCACAAACCACGGACCCCCGCUCACACAGCCAGGAGAACCCUCACGCCAAUCAGAAGAUGCUGUUCGUUGGCAUUGGCAUCGUGGUCGGCGCCAUCGUCAUCAUCUUCUUCAUCUGCGUCGUCGAGCUGUGCACCCAGAACAAGCGAGGCGAGGGAGGCUCCCGGCGCGGGUCUACUACGCAAGGCUACAGCCAGCUGCCCACCGAGCCCAGCGGGGAGCGCGGCAAGGCGGCGGCCUCCUCCCAGACCUGGAAGCCGCUGUGGCUCAAGGAGCUGAAGCCGCCCGCGUCCGCGAAGCCGGGAAACCCCCCGUCGUCGGACGAAGAGGACGAGCUGUUUAGCCGGACGACGGCAAAGUAGGCCACGGGAGGAAGCCAGAGGGGACCCGGAGGCAAACUGUGCAGCCCCGUGGGACAACACACGGCCGUCAGCACUGCGUGUUUUGAUCUCCCCGCCUGUUCAUCCGUCGUUCUGUAUGGCUUUUGUUUGGAUCUCUGUCUGAGCUGUCUAUCUCUACGUGCGUCUAUCUGUUGUCUGCCCGUGCCUUCAGUGAUCUCCAUCUGUCCAUCUGUUUUUUUUUUCCCGUGCGGCUGUCUGUCAGUAUUCCUGUCGAUGUGUCCCUGUCGCUAUGGAGACACUGCAUCCUGUUACAUCUUCAAAAACAUCUUCAUGUUUUUAUACCCAACACAACAAAGUCUGCUGUAUGUCGCCACCACGUCGCAAAGAGUCCAGAGUUUAUUCCAAUUUUGGACAACGUCGUAAUCAUCGUGGGUAGUGGAAAACAACGCGAAAAACGAAACACUGAAGUGAUUAAAGUCGAAUGAUGUAAAUCUGUUUCUGGAAUGUUGCCACUGCGAGUGUUUGUGACCGGCACGGGAUGCGUCGUGCGCCGAUGAAGCUGAGCGGGUGAACCUGGCGCCACAAUCCGAUGAACCUGGCGCCACGAUCCGGUGAACCUGGCGCCACGAUCCGGUGAACCUGGCGCCACAAUACGGUGAACCUGGCGCCACGAUCCGGUGAACCUGGCGCCACGAUCCGAUGAACCUGGCGCCACGAUCCGGUGAACCUGGUGCCACGAUCCAGUGAACCUGGCGCCACGAUCCGGUCAACCUGGCGCCACGAUCCGGUGAACCUGGCACCACGAUCCGGUGAACCUGGCGCCAGGAUCCGGUGAACCUGGCACCACGAUCCGGUGAACCUGGCGCCACGAUCCGGUGAACCUGGCGCCACGAUCCGGUGAACCUGGC